Messenger RNA from Debaryomyces tyrocola, 117 nucleotides. The record is from the annotation of a GenBank genome assembly. NCBI's taxonomy places the organism in Eukaryota, Fungi, Ascomycota, Pichiomycetes, Serinales, Debaryomycetaceae.
AUGAACAUAGAAUAUUUAGGUUCGGAAAUUUCAGAUGGCCUUGGUUAUAUUACAAUUGGUGUCAAUACAACUGCUAACUAUGACGAUGAAGCUGUCGCUGCUGCCACAUUAUCAUAA